Messenger RNA from Aegilops tauschii subsp. strangulata, 1408 nucleotides. RefSeq lists its product as uncharacterized. The record is from RefSeq and is a predicted model, not a curated record. Lineage: Eukaryota; Viridiplantae; Streptophyta; Magnoliopsida; Poales; Poaceae.
GCCGCAGCGCAGCGCCUCCAUCUUCACGCUGACCCCCACUCCCAUUCUCCCCCCCAACUUCCCAGCCACCUCUCCCCAAAAAUUCCACCCCAGCGCCCAACCUCUCUCGCCUCCGCCGCCACCGCCCACCUCCAUUCUUGCCGCCGCUCCGCCCUCCGCCGAGCCCCUCUUCACCUCCGCCGACGCCCCUUCUCGCCGUAGCGCCUCGUCGACCGUCGAGAUCUGCCGCGACUCUUCCUGCGUCCGCCUGCCGUACACCGUCGAGCGCCACCACGCCGUCCGCCGUCCAGCGCCGCGCUGCUCCGUCUCCUGCGCCGACCUCCUCGCCGCCUGCGUCGGGAACUUCCUCCUCGUCCUCGCCGCCGGGAACCUUAUCUGCUACCUCAACCGCCGCCAGGAGCUCCAACCUGCACGCCGCCUCCCCGCCGAACUUCACCAACCCUCUGCUUCCUCAGCCGCCAGGAGCCCGGUUCCUGAGCUCCACCGCCGUCUCCAGCAGGCAGCGAGAAGGAUAUAGAUGGACCAGGAGGUCAAGGAGUCAAAGCCCUCCGGCGAGCCAAACCUGUUCCUGCAAUGGGGCAGCCGGAAGCGGCUCCGAUGCGUCAAGUCCCGGGAAGACGGCUCGCCGUCGCCGGCCCGGUCGGAUGCGCUCAGGCGCACCAUACCCCGGGUGAAUCGCCCCCUUCUGGGAGGCGAUGUCUCGCAGUUUCGUUCACCACGCCGCCCAAGCACUCUUCACCGGAGGAAAUCCGAGGCACAGGCGAGUGAGGCCAGGCAGUCCAUAUCCCUCUCACCAGAGAAGGACCGGUACUACUCCACCAGGGGUUCCCCAUUUCCCUUUGAGGGGAAUGGGUUCGAUUUCAGCGGUGGGGUGGAAGAGAAGGGCACCGCUGCUCUGCCGAGGUUCUUCAUCUCACUGUCGAACAAGGAGAAAGAGGAGGACUUCUUGGCAAUGAAGGGCUGCAAGCUCCCUCAGAGGCCGAAGAAGAGGCCCAAGCUGAUGCAGAAGUGCUUGCUUACGGUGUGCCCAGGAGCAUGGCUGUCAGAUUUGUCGCACGAGAGGUAUGAAGUUAGAGAGAAGAAGAGCUCCAAAAAGCAGAGGGCGAGGGGACUGAAGGCGCUGUGCAUGGAGAGCGAUUCAGAGUAGAGGCAGAAGCAGGAUGGAUUCAUUUUUUGACUUGUGCUCGAGGCAGAGAAGCCGCACCUAGGUAGCAACGGCGGUUCUUCUAACUGGCAAUGCUCAGCAAGCAGCUAAUUUAGUGCCCGUUUCCCUUCUUAUUCUUCACCCCCUGUUUAAUCUCCAUGAUCCUUUCGUCUAAUUGUCUGUUCAUCAGAACUCUGAAGAGAUUGUUCGUCUGGAACCAUGAAGCAAAAUAGUGGUAGCAAUAUAUUAGAUCAUCAUCUCUAA